CAUGCUAACGACCCUCCAGCUGAAUGAAGUUGCGCGGGUUCACCAGACUUGCACGCAUUUCCUCGUGCGUUCUCAAGGAGAACAGCUACAAACCGAGCCUUUUCUGCGUCUCCAGGAGGUACUGUUCUUCAGAGAUGGAUUUGAUAACACAGGCUAAACAGUCGGCGGCGUACCAGGCCAUAGACAACCACGUAAAGAACGGCCAAGCUUUGGGGAUAGGGUCGGGUUCUACAAUCGUGUUUGCUAUCAACAGACUAGCGGAAAGGGUACAAGAGGAAAACCUGAAUGUUGUCUGUGUGCCAACAUCAUUCCAGUCCAAGCAGCUGCUGACAGAGAAAGGCCUGGCAGUGUCUGACCUGGAGCGCACACCAUCGCUUGAUGUGGCCAUAGAUGGAGCUGAUGAAGUAGACAAAGAUCUCAACCUCAUCAAGGGGGGAGGUGCUGCCUGUACACAGGAGAAGAUUGUUGCUUCCUGUGCCAAGUACUUUGUGGUGAUUGCAGAUCACAGGAAAGACUCCAAGUUACUUGGUGAGCAGUGGAAGAAGGGAGUUCCCAUUGAGGUUAUCCCCAUGGGUUAUGUUCCUGUCAUCAGGGCCAUCGAGAAGAAACUGGGAGGGAAGGCUGAACUCAGGAUGGGAGCAAACAAGGCUGGUCCUGUUGUUACUGACAAUGGCAACUUCAUCCUGGACUGGAAGUUUGACGAGACAAAAGACUGGAAGAAAGUGAACAUGGAAAUCAGCAUGAUCCCUGGUGUGGUGGAGACCGGUUUGUUUAUCGACAUGGCACAGCGGGCGUACUUCGGCAUGCCGGAUGGCAGCGUCACCUUUAGGGAAAAACUUUCCAGAAACGGAACACCUGAAUGUGACGAGAGCGAAAAAUAGCAAACAUCAGAACAGUCUUACAAUUGUAGUAGAUGUUAGGAGAAUGAGAGGGAAAUAGGUCCUACAUUUGUGAAGAAAAUACACAUAUUUUUGGUAUGCAGUCAAGAAAUGUUACCUUUGAGAUUUUUUGAAAAUUCAAACAACCGGAAAAAGAACUAAGUAGAUGUAACUGGAAGUAGAGCAAGAAAAUAGAAUCUUUAAAUUGACAAGUACAUACGUAUCAAUUUUUUUCUACAAGUCCAGAAAUGCAAGAUGUAACAAUGUGAUAUGGUUAUACGCAUUUUCUUUAUUAUUUAUUUAUAUCAACCUAAGCAUGACAAGGUGCUUACUACUCUGUCAUAUAUUUUUCUACUGGGGCAUCUCAUAUUUUACACAAUCAUCUGUAUUUCAGUGUCAGUAAAACAAAGAUUAUUACAUGACACAUCUCACCUUCAGCAGGAUAUCUUCAGGGUUCAUCAAUGGGUAUAGGAUGGACUGCCAUGUCAAUGACUAUGCUAACUGUAUACCGUAUUUUGGUAAACUUGGACUUUGCCUCUAUCCCUUGUAAAAUAAAUGUACAUCUGACUAUGUAGGUAACAUUUUUUUUUAAAUGCAUUAUUUACAACACUUACAGGGAAAGUCUCAUCAUGAUCUUCCGUGGUUAGCAAGCGAAAGUAGUGAGCCAGCGGUCACUACGGAGGAUGGUACUCAGGCUACGUUUUUGUGCCUUUUGUACUAAAAGUAGUCUUUGUAUAUUUAAUAGGUUUUCAUAUUUUCUUCCAGCAAAACAACAACUGUGUGGAGAAUAAACCUCACAUUUUUAGACAGAUCCUUAGAUGUCUGUAAGAUGACUACAGGGAAAAUCAUUGCCUUUGAAGUUGUUCAUCCUUGUUUACCCUAGAUAUGGAUAACUACUCAAGACUGAAUCAAUGUGUGAAAAGUAGGUAAUUAAAUUUUGUGUGGAGCAUUGCCAGGCAGAGUGUGGUUUGUUACAAAGACUUGGUACCCCAGGAAAAAAAUACAUGCUUUAUUCACAA
Branchiostoma floridae (Florida lancelet) is the source of this 1897-nucleotide messenger RNA. Its product is annotated as ribose-5-phosphate isomerase-like. Gene Ontology annotation, cellular component: intracellular membrane-bounded organelle. Gene Ontology annotation, molecular function: ribose-5-phosphate isomerase activity. The transcript is spliced from 9 exons. NCBI's taxonomy places the organism in Eukaryota, Metazoa, Chordata, Leptocardii, Amphioxiformes, Branchiostomatidae. The coding region runs from base 24 to 881 and encodes 285 amino acids. The record is from RefSeq and is a predicted model, not a curated record. Gene Ontology annotation, biological process: pentose-phosphate shunt, non-oxidative branch; D-ribose metabolic process.